Messenger RNA from Emiliania huxleyi CCMP1516, 1023 nucleotides. RefSeq lists its product as hypothetical. The transcript has 4 exons. Gene Ontology annotation, molecular function: oxidoreductase activity, acting on single donors with incorporation of molecular oxygen, incorporation of two atoms of oxygen; ferrous iron binding. Lineage: Eukaryota; Haptophyta; Isochrysidales; Noelaerhabdaceae. The record is from RefSeq and is a predicted model, not a curated record. Bases 1 to 1023 code for a protein of 340 amino acids.
AUGUUGAGCGCGGCAACCGUCGCGUGCGGCGUGCUGCUGGCCGGCAGGCCUCUGGCGGUCGGCGUCGAUGGCCCGCGCGGCCUGGGCGGCGCGCGCAUGCUGAGUGCCGCGCCGGCGCCGGACGGAUGGCUGGAGACUGCCGCCCGCAAGCCUGCAGUCAGCGCGGAGGAGCUGGCCGAACUCGAGGCGACAGUCGAGAAGGAGCGGGCUGCCUGGAACGCAAAGACGUUCGCAGAGGACUUCUCCACCAGCGACUUCAAUACUGGCCGGGCCGCGCCCUCUCCCGUCGCCAGCUGCGGUGAGGCGCAAGCCGCUGACAGUGCUGCGGAGACCUUGCACCGGUUUGUCAAUGUGGGCUGUGAGGCGGUGGUGCCGCCCGACAGCAUGGUGAUCGGCGAGGGGGGCGCCAAAGAACUCGAGGCCAUCGUCACGGGCGAGGUCAUGCGCCGGAACGCGCGCGAUUACGCCGAGGAUUGGUCCCGCGCCUUUGAGGACCAGCCGGCGAUGCCAAGACGGCGCGAGUGGGAGCAGCUGUCUGCCGCGCUGACUGCCGCCUUUGCCCGGACGGCCGAGGCGCUCGAGCGGCACUGCACGUGGGAGGAGGGUAGGUACACUCGCAACAGCGUGCUGAAGGGCGAUGGCUUUGAGGCCAUGGACGUGCACAGUGGCAUGCGCUCGAACUGCUUCAUGAAAGUGCUGCGGGGGAGCCUGGUCGAGACCACGUACGAACAGAUCUCUCGACAUGGCAGCAAGCCUGCGGUGCGUGAGGGGACAGCGCGGUCGUUGCCUGCCGGCGCCGACGCGUAUAUCAACGACGACUUUGGCGUCCACAAGGUUCAGAAUCCAUCGCCCACCUCUGGCGCCGUCUCGAUCCACGUCUACGCGCCCGGGUGGACGUCGGUGCAGCUCUACGACGAGUGCUCGGACGAUGUCGUGCAUCUGGCAGAGUCGCCCGCCGCUGCCAUGCCGGAAGGGCAGGUUGCAGAGGGCUGGAAUCACUGGAAGGACAACUCCAACAUCUGA